Alternaria arbusti is the source of this 783-nucleotide messenger RNA. RefSeq lists its product as uncharacterized. The record is from RefSeq and is a predicted model, not a curated record. The coding region runs from base 1 to 783 and encodes 260 amino acids. NCBI's taxonomy places the organism in Eukaryota, Fungi, Ascomycota, Dothideomycetes, Pleosporales, Pleosporaceae. The transcript has a single exon.
AUGUUUCAGUGGUAUAGCGAUGCUGCCCUCUGUGUAGUCUACCUAUCCGAUUACGAUAAUUCCGCCUCCUCGAGCGACCGGAACGCAAUGUUGCGCGGUGCCCGCUGGUUUAAGCGCGGAUGGACACUGCAGGAAAUUGUAGCGUCGCGAACCGUACACUUUUACGGCCAUGCCUGGCGCUGCUUCGGCACGCAAGAAACACUACGAGACGAGCUGGCGUCCAUUACGGGCAUCGACGCAGGCUUUCUUUCGCCGCCUCCGCAGCCAGGGGCUUUGGAAAUCCGUGACCUCCUCGAUGCUUUACCAGUUGGUCGACGCAUGGCGUGGGCUGCAGGCCGACAGACUACCAAACCCGAAGACAUGGCGUACUGUUUGAUCGGGCUGUUCGACGUCAGCAUGCCCAUGCUAUAUGGCGAGGGUGCUGAGAAGGCAUUUUUUCGUCUACAAGAAGAGAUCAUUCAUAACAGCAACGAUCUCAGCCUCUUCGCGUGGACGGCAGCUAACGGAUCAUCCACGUAUCGCGGCAUACUGGCUCGCAGCCCGGAUGAGUUCGCGAGCCUCGGCAAUCUUGUGCUCGAGCAGGACCUCAGGUUCAACCCAGACUAUUCCAUGUCGAAUAAAGGCCUGCGGAUUGACACCUUGUUGAAACCCACUCAAGACUCAGAAGACGUCAUCAUGCCGCUACAUUGUUACACUGCUGAAGUCCAAGGAAAGAGAAAAGUAUACCUUGGAGUAAUUCUUAAAUAUGAAGGCGCCAGCUCGUACGUCCGCGCAAGACCUUAG